Molecule: messenger RNA, 3155 nt
Organism: Thalassophryne amazonica
Lineage: Eukaryota; Metazoa; Chordata; Actinopteri; Batrachoidiformes; Batrachoididae
Product: protein adenylyltransferase SelO-like
Exons: 19
Coding region: 209-1954 (581 amino acids)
Source: RefSeq, a predicted model, not a curated record
CUGUCUGUCAGUUCAUUGAUCAUUUUGAGCGCCAUUUAUCACUUGAUAAAUCUGCAGAUGUUCUGAACACGUUUAGAGGUCUUUUCAGGAAAUAUGAAACCAACAAAAGUGAAAUACAGUUCGUUUGAUGUAUGUGUAUCUUUUUUAAUUUCCAGCAAAAAAGUGUUCCAGAAGAGGAUUUUGGUGCUACAUUUGCAGUAGCUUCUCUAUGAAAAUGUGGCCCAGCCUCAGCGUUUGUGCUCUGGUGGCAGCGGUUAUUUUCCAUUCUGUGCAUGUUCUGGAGUUCUGCGAGAGCUCAGGUCAUGACUGUCACAGUGAAGAUGUCAUGGCAUCAAGUCAAGACACCAUCAAGUCCAGGUGGAACAUGAGUUUUACAAAUCUCAUACAUGAUCUGGACGACUUCAGACUGUCAUGCAAUAAGCUUAUAGAUGCAUUCCCAAUCGACAAGAUCGAUGGCAACUUUGUUCGAACUGUGAAGAAUUGCAUAUUCUCCAAAUCCAUUCCAACCCUACUGAAAGGCCCGUUAAGACUCGGAGCAAUGUCCAAGGACGUCAUCGAGGGGAUCUUAGAUUUGGACAUAGCAGUAACCCAAUCAAAUGAGUUCUUGCAUUAUGCCAGUGGUGGCAAACUGUUCCAGGGUUCUGUCCCUCUAGCUCACAGAUACGGAGGUCAUCAGUUUGGUUACUGGGCAGGCCAGCUGGGCGAUGGUCGAGCACAUACUCUUGGUCAGUAUACAAACAGGAAUGGGGAAAUAUGGGAACUGCAGCUAAAAGGUUCUGGAAAAACCCCAUAUUCAAGGUCAGGAGACGGUCGAGCUGUGAUCCGCUCUUCAGUGCGGGAAUUCCUUUGCAGUGAGGCCAUGCACUUUCUGGGUGUUCCCACCAGCAGGGCUGCUUGUCUCAUUGUAAGUGAAGAACCUGUGUUGAGGGAUCAGUUCUACAAUGGCAAUGUGAAGACAGAAAGAGGAGCUGUUGUUCUCCGGUUAGCUAAGUCGUGGUUUCUAAUUGGAUCCUUAGAAAUUUUAGCGCAAAGCAGAGAGCGCAAACUCCUGAGAAAGCUGUUGGACUUUGUGAUUCUUGAGCAUUUCCCAUUCAUCCAUUUAACUGAACCAGAUAAAUAUUUGAUGUUUUUUGCCACGGUUCAAAAUGAAACCACACAUCUGAUUGCCAGUUGGAUGUCAUUUGGCUUUGCACAUGCCGUGUGCAACACAGACAACUUCAGUCUCCUGUCCUUCACCAUCGACUACGGACCGUUUGGUUUCAUGGAGUCGUACGACCCCAAUUUUAUCCCAAACACAUCUGAUGACGAUGGAAGGUAUAGGAUUGGAGCUCAAGCUGACAUUGGACGGUUUAAUCUGGAGAAGCUGCUGGAGGCUCUCAGUCCUGUACUGUCCAGAAAACAGCAGCAGGAGGCCCAGAUUAUUUUGAAAGGAUACACUGAAAUUUACCAACAAAGGAUUCAGCAGCUAUUUAAAGCAAAGUUGGGACUACUUGGUGAUGAGGAGGAUGAUGGUUAUCUCAUAGCCUCACUUCUAAAGAUGAUGGAGGACACACAGUCAGACUUUACUAUGUCCUUCAGGCAGCUGAGUGAAUUAUCAGCUCAGCAGCUUCAGAACAGAUACUUCACACAGAUGUGGGCUCUUUGUGAUUUGUCAUCCCACAUGCUCUUCUCUGACUGGAUCAGGAUGUACCUGCACCGACUUAGCAGACAACAAGAAGACAGCGAUUUGAAUCGUCAACGCAGGAUGAAAAAUGUAAAUCCAAGAUAUGUGCUGAGGAACUGGAUGGCAGAAUCUGCUAUAAAGAAAGCGGAGAUGAAUGAUUUUUUUGAAGUGGAGCUGCUGCACCACAUCCUGUCAUUCCUCUUUGUUACACAAGACCCUGCAGAGGAGGCGGGUUAUGCAGCAAGACCUCCACUGUGGGCUAAGAGGUUAAAGGUCAGCUGUUCCUCUUGAGUGCCCACGAGGUAACAACACGGUGCUAAAUUGGAGGCACUGUUGUAUUUGUGAGAUUUUGGACUGUUACAAAGCCAAGAAUGCAUUUGUAAUCGAAUAUCAAGGUCAGGAAAGUUUUGACUGGAAAUAGCCCACAGAAAGUUACAUACAGCUGCUGCAGAAAACUCAAAUUGAUAUUUUCCUCAACUUUCUGUGAAUGCACUAUGUUUUAAACUGAAAAUGUUUCCAUCCAGCUUAUAAUUCCAGUCUGAUGCUGUUAUAUGUGUGUGUCAGAAAAAUUACAGGGACACUUUUUAAUCAGAGUAUAGCAUCAAGUCAAUUCAAUUUCUGAAAUAUUAAUCUGGUCAGUUAAGUAGCAGAGGGGACUGUUCAUCAGUUUCAGAUGUUUUCGUGUUAAUUAAAUUAACAACAGGUGCACUAGAGGGGCAACAAUGAGACAACACCCAAACCAGGAAUGGUUUUAAAGGUGGCCUAGUUUUGGCUAGGGUUGGUGUCACUAAUGGCAGCGUUGUGCAGUAGCUGGACCCUACAGAGGUUGCACAGGUUGUCCAACCCCUCCAGGAUGGCACAUCAAUAUGUGCCAUUGCCAGAAGAUUUGCUGUUUCUCCCAACACAAUCUCAAGAGCAUGGAGGAGAUUCCAGGAGACAGGCAGUUACUCUGGAGAACUGGACAGGGCCGUAGAAGGUCCAUAACCAAUCUGCAGGGGUGGUUUCUGUUCCUUUGUGUAAGGAGGAACAGGAUGAGCACUGCCAGAGUCUUACAAAAUAACCUCCAGCAGGCCACUGGUGUGAAUGUCUCUGAUCAAACAUUCACAGACAGACUGCAUGAGGGUCGCCUGAGGUUGCGACGUCCUGUAGUGGGCCUGUGCUCGCUGGCCGGCACCAUGGAGCUUGAUUGGCAUUUGCCAUAGAACAUCAGAAUUGGCACGUCAUCCUGAGCACAUGUGACAGAUGUGAAAGAGUCUGGAGAUGCUGUGGUGAACGUUAUUGUGCCUGCAACAUCAUUCAGCAUGACCGGUUUAGUGGUGACUCAGUGAUGGUCUGGGGAGGCGUAUCUCUGGAAGGAUGCACAGACCUCUACGAGCUAGACAACAGCACCCUGACUGCUGUUAGGUAUUGGGAUAAAAUCCUUGGACCCAUUGUCAGUAUCAGUCAAUCAAUCAAUUUUUUUAUAUAGCGCCAAAUCACAACAAACAGUUGC